Rubroshorea leprosula is the source of this 2576-nucleotide messenger RNA. The record is from the annotation of a GenBank genome assembly. NCBI's taxonomy places the organism in Eukaryota, Viridiplantae, Streptophyta, Magnoliopsida, Malvales, Dipterocarpaceae.
UGAGUUGCAGUAGAAUCUGUCUUCUUCAUUUUUUAAGGUUUCAGAGGAAAAGGGUUGGUUUGAUUCAGAUAAAUUUGGGGUUAAGGAAUGAUCUUUAGAACUGGGGCAUGGGGUUUUAUGCUCUUCUUGUUCCCCCCAAUCUGUCAUCUGCCUCUUCCCCUCGUUGCUUCAAGUUAUCCUUGUUGGGGCUCAGUUUGAAACGGAAGGCACUACCUUUUGUGACAAGAACAAGAGGAAAAGUUAGCCGCCAUUCUAUGCUUGCUGUCAACUCAGUCUUAAAUAAUGGGAAAUCGAGCAUCAAUGACAAUGGGGCAACUGAACCUGCAAGGAGUCUUCUUGAGAGAUUGUUUGCACAGACACAGAAACUGGAAGCUCAGAUGAAUGGAGAUGUUAAGGUUCUAGGUGAUGGUCACCAUGGGCUUAACCUUGGGACUCUUGAGUCUGAUCUCCAGGCUGCAUUGUUAGCCUUGAAGAGAAAGGAAGAAGAUUUGGAAGACUUGGGAAAAAGGGUCUUGAUGGAGCAAAGUCAGUUAACACAUGCAAAGGAGGAGUUGGAACAGCGUGAGAAAGAAAUUGCGGCUGCUUGUUCCAAGCAUGAAAUGCUAGAAGAGGAGCUACAGCGGGUGAAUCUUUCCUUUGCUUCUCAAGCCCGGCAGAUUGAGGAUUUAAAGCUUCAAUUGAAAGAACGAGACUGGGAGAUUGCUUCUGCACAGUCUGCACUCUCUUUGAAAGAGGAAGAAAUGGAUAAAAUGAGAAAUGAAUUAGCGAAGAAGAGUGAAGAAGCUGCCAAAAUUAGUAAUGAACUUAAAUCAAAGUCCCAAUGCCUGGAUGAAGCAAAUGAAGUGGUGAAGAGUCAAGAGGUUGAGCUUCAAGGGUUCCAAGAGGCUAUUCAAUCAAAAGAAGAAGAAAUAGAAAUUUCAUUGAGGCUGAGGAAACUUGAAGAGGAGAAGUUAAAAGUUGCGAGGGAAAAUUUGGAGAAACAGACAAUGGAGUGGUUAUUAGCACGAGAAGAACUGAAGAGACUAUCAGAGCAAGUAUCGGGACACAUGGGAGAUGCUAAUGAAACUUUGAUGGAUUUCAGUAGUGUAAAGCAGCUUCUUGCAGAUGUGAAGUCUGCGCUGGUUUCUUCUCAGAAAUCUCUGGCAUCCUCAAGACAGAAAAUGGAACAGCAGGAGUUAUUGUUAGAAAAGCAGGUGGCAGAACUUGAAGAACAGAAGAGAAGUAUUGUGUCAUACAAGGAAAGAUUGAAGAAGGCCCAGAUAGAAGUUGACAGUGAGAGAGUUAAGGUUAGGGUUGCUGAGGCUCGAAACAAGGAGCUUGAACGGGAUUUAUCUGUGGAGAGGGAACUAAUUGAAGAGUUGCAGGAGGAGUUGGAGAAAGAGAGAUCUUCACUUCAGCAGUCUAUCGAGGAUGUCUCUUCUUUGCACAAGAAGUUAGAGCAGAAGAAUGCUGAAUUCGACCAACUGCAGAACCUCCUUCAAGUUAAAGAAGCAGAUCUGGUAGAGGCUAAGCUAGAAAUCCAGCAUCUGAAAUCUGAGCAGGCUUCUCUUCAGCUCCUCUUGGAGGAGAAAGAUCUGGAACUGUCUAAUGCCAGGAAGGAGUUAGAGCAAGUAAAUCAGGAGAUUGCUGAGCUAAAGAUGCUUUUGAGCAGUAGAGAAGAUCAGCUGACAAUAGUCACUGCCCUGCUGAAGGAAAAAGCGGAACAUGUUCAGAAAGUAGAAGACGAGUUGAAUGAUACAAAGCACAAAUUCUCUGAAGCCCAAACUGUGAUGGAACAGAUUGUUGAGCUCACAAACAAACUUGCUAUCUCAAUUAAGGACAAUGAUAUUAAUGUGCUGAUUCCAGCUGAUGACAGGGAUCUUGAAUUGAUGCAAAAGCCAUUGGUUAAAUCUGCCAACGAUUUCAGGUUGCAAAUGAAGCAGCUUGAGACUGAACUUGCAUUCACCAGAGAAGAUUUAAAAGAAAAGGAAAUGAAAGUUCUAGCUGCACAACGGGCUCUGACUAUUAAAGAUGAGGAGCUAAAGACAGUUCUAAGCAGAUUGGAUGAAAGGGAGAAAGAACUGAAAAAGUUGAAGGAAGAGAUGAUUGAAGAUGCCAAUGAUCUGCAGAAGCUUUACGCUUUGGCACAAGAAAGAGUUGGGAAUAAAAGUAUUGGAGACUUGGCUAUUGAAAAACUUGAACUUGAGGCAGCUCAACUGGAAGUUGAAGCUGCCAGUAGUGCCCUUCAAAAGCUUGCUGAAAUGAGCCGAGAACUUGUGAACAAAGUUGGCAUGAACACUGAGCUCGAUUCUGAUUUCAGUAUCUUUCCACAAAAUGGUUCUGAUCAUCAUGGGAUUACCAUGAUUGAGGGCAGCGAUUGUUUUGCAGAGGUUAAAUCAGGAUUAACCAGGCUUUCAGCAUUGUCAGAGCAGCUAGUGAGAGAUGCCGGGAUUGUUGUUGCGGAUAGCUAGUGUCUGGGUGGGUUUGUAUAUAUUCCUAAUGAGAUUUGCUUACUUUAGCAUACGAUUUUGGGGAUGGGCUUGUAGAACUGUUGUACUGAUGCAUCGUAUUCACAAAUAUAAAAGCAUGAAACUGAU